UGUAGAAAUGCUACAUGCAAAAUGAUUAUUUGUUAUAUAAAACGUUUUCUGAUAGUAAAUUUUUACAAAAUUUAGCUACACAAACUAAGCUGGGUUUUUUGUUGUUGUAUUUUUAACAAUAUGUCAAUAUCAAUCUUCAUACAAUUUUGUACCAAAAUCUGUUGCACAGCUUUCAGAUGACCACUUUUGACAUUUUCUUUGGUUUUAAAUACACCUCUCAGACUGAUUGAUGCUUUAACUCAAGUGAAAAUUUCUAAAGAAUCAAGUGUUCAGCCCUCUGAUAACCACACAUGUUUGAGCUUCUUUCAAGAGCAUAGUAAAAUCACCUAUUGUCUUGUAUGAUGUUUUUUUGCUGUAUACAUAUAUUUGUGGUUUGUUUGCUGACAACGAAUACCAUUGAUCAUUUUGUUAAACAAACCUGGUGACCCUCCUGAACUUUAGUAAGCCACUUCAGUCCAUUUUCAGUCAAGUAGUUAAAUUAUUGUCAUUGAUGUUGAAGUAGCAUUUUGUUCUCAGAGUUACUAUUUGACAUUCCAAUUUUGCAGUUAACAGAAAGUCUUUCUACAAGGUACAAUUUUGUCUUUUUUCCUCAGUCCAUAGUGUUCAUCAGUGGAGUGUUGGGUUGUCUGUUUUAUGAGCGCUUUAUAGGUGAGACAAUAUGGCAGACCUGUGUAGUUCAAUCACAAUAUUAUUGACACAAUAAGUAUGAACAGCUACGAUGUAAAGCUAAAUUUAGUCAUGAAGAAGGAACAAAGAUAAACCACAACUGUUGUUUGUUAUAACCUUUUGGUGUCACAUAUAAACAGCCCAUGUUCAUCAUGUCUGGAUCAAGCCAAGAAAUCCGAUCUACUGUGGUAAUACUAAGUGUUAAGAAGAUUUUUACACAUAUACAAGUGUGGCUAAGUUUACAAUGUUGAUAACAUGUAAUAAUAAAAUGGGUAUUUUCAAGAAUUAGAGAGAAACAUUUUUAUUUAUUGUCAAUUAAGUAACAUUUUUCUGACUUUGUUUUAUGAUGUCAUCAUUCAGAGGAACCUGAUGAAACAGGAAAAAGAGAUGUAAGAUUAUAAAAAGUUUUUUUUUAUGAACAUGUACAUUAUAUUUCAUUACUUUAUGGAAAGUCAUUCUUUCAUUAAGCUGUCAUGAGUCUAUCAUACAUAGCCAUUACCAUGUGCUGAAACAUUUUUGUAUCAAUUUUUCUGUGCUUACUGAUAAACACUUAUUUUGUUUUAUGAGAAGAACACAAAGUGGUAGAUGUUACACCAUUAAAAUUGUUAUUCUUUCUUCCAUGCUUUUAAUUUCUGUCAUUAGCCCUUGAUUACAAGACUCAUGAUGAAGUACAUAAUGGCAGAUCCUGAUGUGGAUAGAGAGAAACGAGAGAAUCACAUGCGUCAUGUCAAAGAAAAAAUGGAUAUUUUGUAUCUUUUAAAACCUUUAUAAAUAUAUUAUUCACUAAAACAAUCUAUGUACACAACUUCUUGCUUAUUUAGUAGACUUCUUGCCCACUUGUCUCACUUGUAAAAAAAUUUAACGUUUCAUGCUAUCCAUUUUUAUUUUUGGUCAACUGUUUUAGGGCCUAAGCUAUCUGUUUUUGGACUUUGGUCAACCGUUUAAAUUUUUUGCCAUCCAUUUUAGUGGUCAUGGAAACUGUUUAAACGCUUGAGCUAGCCGUUUAGUAUCCGUUUAAAACUGUUUUUCUGGACCGUUUAAUGGAAAAGCAUUAGUGUCCGUUUUCCCAUGGAGGGUCACAUUUACCGGUACAUAAUUAUGUGAAUGUGUGUGAAAGUCCAACAUUACAAGGGUUGGUCCUGUGUGCACAUGUACACUAGUGCUUAGAUGGUAUAAGGCCUGGCUGAUGAGCAAAUUCCCUACAACUCAGUUGCUGAGCUUCAGAGAACUUGUUACCCAGCCAUGACUCUUAAAGAGGACUCAUAUUUUUUACUUAAAUUUUAAAAUGGAGUUCAAAAUGACCAUAAUGCCACACAUUAUCUGCAAAAAAAAGAAAAAAACACUUUAAACAUUGGUCAUCAUUGUUGAGCGUAAUUGUUACUAACAUGUAGUUUGUGGUUCAGCUUGCUAUUAACUUCCCUAUGGCUCUGUGAGUAGGGCAUCAUAACACAACAUUGAAUUGGCUGGGGUUUGGAGUAUUAUGAGAUUUGUCCUAUGUUGAUCAGAAAUGUUGAAAACCAUCCUUUCAAAACCAACUGUCUCUCUUAAUAUUAUCAAUACUGUUACUCUUAGUUGGAAAGAAACAUGGAGGUAAUCUUUUUUAUCACAUCUGCACAAUGAAGCUUCUCUUUUUUCACCAGUUUAUCAUUUAAACUUAUCCUGAAAUACAUUUAUGAGCCAUAUUUCCAGUGAAUCUCUCCUUAACCAGUUCUCAACAGCCAAGAGAUGAAGAGAAAGCCCCGGCUUGGAAAGCAGCCAUUUGAUAUUGAGAAGAUUGAGAGAGAUAAACCUACAUUUAAGCCUUUUGGACCUGAUGGCUACUGAGCAUGUCACUGUCAUACCUGGCUUAUUUCAUUGUAAAAGAAAAAGCUCAUCAAUAAUAAGCAUGUUCCCCUGACGAUGCAGCUCUAAUUUACUUGAGUAUUGGGCUAUUAAAGUUGCUGAAGGGAUCAAUCUCAUUUUGUUUUCAGUUUUGAUGAAACAGAUCUCAGUUUGAGGCCUUAUCUUUGGAAAAGAAUGUGAAGGAGAGCUUUGUGUGAUUUGUAUCAGGUCCAGUUCUAUUUUGUCUAAUAAAUUAUCUUUUUACCAUGAUGUGAUGUACAGGUGUAUACACUGGGUGCUCUCUAGUAACAAAACAGAGAGCUUCAAAUGUUUUUAGAGUUUAAUGACAAAUUUCACUGUUCACCCUACAUUUUUAUUUUGCCAUCUGAGUUGCAUGAUCCAAAUAUGGGAGUCUGAAAUUCUUUCGUGCUUCCAUCUUCCAAGCUGAAUAAUAAUGUAAUUAUUAAAAGAGAAGAAUGACUGUCAUAAAGUCUUUUUCUUAGUAUUGUGGUUGAAUACCCUUGGCUGCCACUCCCUCCCACAACCUUCACCAAAUCCAAGCCUCUCAAUUUCCCAAAUGAAUAAAGGGGUAAGUUUCUAAAGAAACUGUGGUGCUGUGUCGGUGGGAGAGUAUAGCAGGUAAUUUAGUGUUAACAA
Messenger RNA from Pocillopora meandrina, 3144 nucleotides. Lineage: Eukaryota; Metazoa; Cnidaria; Anthozoa; Scleractinia; Pocilloporidae. The record is from the annotation of a GenBank genome assembly.